GCCCUCUCUGUGAGCAUACCACAACUCAAUUACGGCCGCAGCAUUGCUUUGUGGGGGCAUCGAUUAACCAACUUGCAUUCAUUUCACGUCUCAGACUCAGAGCGAGCAGAGAGUUGCAGACAUAAUUAUAUACUUGACACUCACUGCGUACUUGCUUUACAAUUGUCACGGCUUCAAUUUCGCGUAAUCCUUAGCGAAGCACACCGAUCAACCAUGGCCCCGCCACCAGAGGCAGGCGCCACAGCGGCGGCAGAGCCCUCCAAACCCCUCAACGAGCUCUUUUCGUCGCUGCCAACGACCAUCUUUGAGGUUAUGAGCAAGCUGGCCAUGGAGCACGCCUCCGUGAACCUGGGCCAGGGCUUCCCCGACGCGGAGGGCCCCGAGGCCAUGAAGCAGAUCGCCAGCGCCUCCAUGUACGACUUCCACAACCAGUACCCCUCACUACUGGGAGUGCCGGAGCUGAGGCAGGCCGUGGCGGCGCACAGCGAGCGGGAGCAGGGCAUCCUGGUGGACUGGGCCACGGAGACGCUCAUCACGGUGGGCGCCACGGAGGGGCUGGCGUCGGCCUUCCUGGGACUCAUCAACCCGGGUGACGAGGUGAUCAUGUUCGACCCCAUGUACGACAGCUACACCUCCAUGGCCAAGCGCAGCGGCGCCGUCAUCGUGCCGGUGCGCCUGCGCCUGCCCGACUUCUCCGUGCCGCUGGAGGAGCUGGCGGCGGCGGUGACGCCCCGCACCAAGAUGAUCAUGAUCAACACGCCGCACAACCCCAGCGGCAAGGUGUUCACGCGGCCCGAGCUUGAGGCCAUUGCGGAGCUGUGCGUGCGCCACGACCUCAUCGCCCUCAGCGACGAGGUGUACGAGCACCUGGUGUUCGGCGGCGCGGCGCACGUGUCGCUGCGCUCGCUGCCGGGCAUGAAGGAGCGCUGCGUGCGGCUGGGCAGCGCGGGCAAGACCUUCAGCUUCACCGCCUGGAAGGUGGGCUGGAUGACUGGCCCGGCCCGACUGCUGAACCCCAUCGUCAAGGCGCACCAGUUCCUGGUGUUCACCGUGCCCUCCAGCCUGCAGCGAGCAGUGGCGCACGGCCUGGACAAGGAGGCGGACUUCUACCACUCUCUGGGCCCCAGCCUGGAGGCCAAGCGGCGGUACCUGGAGGCCGAGCUGACGGCGCUGGGCUUCGACUGCCUGCCCGCACACGGCGCCUACUUCCUGGUGGCAGACGUCAGCAAGUUCCAGCGGCCCGGCGAGGACGACGCCGACUUCGCCAAGCGGCUGACGGCGGAGGGCGGCGUCACCACCAUCCCCAUCUCCGGCUUCUACGUGGGCCCCCGCCCGCCCACCCACCUGGUCCGCUUCUGCUACUGCAAGGAGGACAUCAAGCUCCAGGCGGCGGUGGAGCGGCUCAAGGCGUACGUGGGGCCGGGCGGGAAGGGCGCGCCGCAGUAAUGAGGCUUUUUGCGUGUAUGUGGGUGUGUAUGUGUGUGUAUGCAUGUAUUGGUGCUGGAGAGAGUAAGGGAAGGAGAUACGCAGGUGUGUAUGCAGCUGCUUUGGGUGGGGGAAGGAGGGUGCGUGAGCGGCGUGGUGGUGUCUGUGCGAGCGAGGGCGAGCGAGGCAGCGGGCGUGAGUGAGCUUAGCUGUGUUGAGCGUGGGGCGUGUGCGGUAGUGUGCAGCAUUGAGUUGUAGCUGGCGGUGUGCCUGCGAUGGAGCUGGAGAUGAGGGGGGGUGCUGUAGGUUGGAGCGACAUUGCACUGGGUGUACGGGACAGAGUGUCGGCAGUCAGCAUGGAGCAUGAUGGGGUGGCAGCCUUGCUGUCACUGCCGAGUACCCGUACCGCCGUACACAGGCGCCGUCUCGCAGCGGACGUGGUCACGUGUCUCAUGAAGGUCAUGAGGGCCGCAUCCUGCACAAGGAAAGCAGUGUGUGGUAGUGUGGUAGGCCGUCGAGGCGCUGAGCAGUUCCGUAGGCUUCUUGGGCUCGCAAGCGCGGCGCAGGGAUGGGCACGGCGUGUGUCAGUCGGGGUAGUGCCUGUCUGAGGCGCCCCUUGGCCUGGGAAGGAUUCGCGUCCGUUGCGUAACUAAGUAAGAUGUAGUUUACUACUUGCCUGGACGGACUAGUCACUCGUGAGCAGGUUGAGCUUAGGCUGCUUAGGUAGAUAGGCAACUCGGGCAGGCAGGAUGACAUAUCGAGGGGAAGUGUGCACCCUUGGGCACGCAGUCACGCAGCUUAAGACGAUCUGUAAUUAUGUGGAUUA
This is a messenger RNA of Chlamydomonas reinhardtii, 2251 nucleotides long. RefSeq lists its product as uncharacterized. Lineage: Eukaryota; Viridiplantae; Chlorophyta; Chlorophyceae; Chlamydomonadales; Chlamydomonadaceae. The transcript has 8 exons. Gene Ontology annotation, molecular function: pyridoxal phosphate binding; L-kynurenine:2-oxoglutarate transaminase activity. Bases 214 to 1446 code for a protein of 410 amino acids. Gene Ontology annotation, biological process: biosynthetic process. The record is from RefSeq and is a predicted model, not a curated record. Gene Ontology annotation, cellular component: cytoplasm.